UUAAAGCUACAGUAGAUGAACGUGAACCAGUUUGAAUACGUACAGUAUGAUUCUCAUAUAUGUCUGUCUGUCCUUCUUCUACAGAACGUGUUGGCCAAGGCCUUGUAUGACAACGUGGCAGAGUCUCCGGACGAGCUGUCCUUCCGCAAAGGCGAUAUCAUGACGGUGUUGGAGCGUGACACGCAAGGAUUGGACGGCUGGUGGCUCUGCUCCCUCCACGGCCGCCAAGGCAUUGUCCCUGGCAACCGUCUCAAGAUUCUGGUCGGCAUGUACGACAGCAAGCAGCCGACCACACCUUCCACGCCAGAUCCAGCCACUUCCUGUCCGCCCCCACAUGCGCAGCGACCCCUCCUUCCUCAGGGCGGCUACACCAAGCCAACGGCUGUGCCGUCGUCUGCUGCCAACAAGCCCCUCCCAUCAACUCAGUACACGUCUAUGCACCCGGCCUACUCCACCCCCAGCCCUGCACAGCCCAAUCCUGACUCUGUCUACAUGAUGCCCCCUUCUCACAGCUCCAAACCAAGUCCCCAAAGCCUGUACCAGAUCCCCUCUGGCCCAAUUGGACCCCCCCCACAGACCCAGCCAGGACCCCCCAGCAAGGGCCCAGCCCUAGCCCAGAGACAGUAUCAGCUGCCUGGGCAGGACAUCUACCAAGUGCCCCCCUCUGUAGGCCCAGGGCCAGGCCAGGCAGCAGCCCCAGCUGGGGGGACAGGAGCUGGGCAGGAUGUGUACCAGGUGCCCCCCUCCCUGGAUAAGAGGAACUGGGAUAGUAGCAACAAGCCGCUGGGCAAGGUGGUAGUUCCUACUCGGGUUGGACAGGUGUAUGUGUAUGACACAGUGAAACCAGACCAGGACGAGUACGACGUCCCACCCAGACAUCAGCCUCCGACCCAGCAGGACAUCUACGACGUGCCACCCACCGCCAGCAGUACAACACACAG
Micropterus salmoides (largemouth bass) is the source of this 941-nucleotide messenger RNA. Its product is annotated as breast cancer anti-estrogen resistance protein 1-like. The annotation marks the transcript as partial. Gene Ontology annotation, cellular component: focal adhesion; cytoplasm; plasma membrane. The record is from RefSeq and is a predicted model, not a curated record. Gene Ontology annotation, biological process: cell migration; cell surface receptor protein tyrosine kinase signaling pathway. Gene Ontology annotation, molecular function: protein binding. NCBI's taxonomy places the organism in Eukaryota, Metazoa, Chordata, Actinopteri, Centrarchiformes, Centrarchidae. The transcript is spliced from 2 exons.